Diabrotica virgifera virgifera (western corn rootworm) is the source of this 1377-nucleotide messenger RNA. RefSeq lists its product as uncharacterized. The record is from RefSeq and is a predicted model, not a curated record. Lineage: Eukaryota; Metazoa; Arthropoda; Insecta; Coleoptera; Chrysomelidae. The coding region runs from base 388 to 840 and encodes 150 amino acids. The transcript has 2 exons.
AUUAAUGUUUUAUUUAUGUUUUUAUGUUUUAAAUCAUAUAUAAUACUUUACUUAGUGUAUCUUGCCAGUGCCAAUGGCAAUACCGCAAAUUGCAAAUAUAAUCAGGUAUACUGCCAAUCCGGUCGGAUCCGGCCGGAUUAUAGUAAAUCCGACCGGAUCCGGCCGGAUUCGAAACCAUACCGGAUUGCAAUCCCUAGUUACCAUGGAAACGGCCAGUUUGCUGAUCGCCAGUGUCGUAGUUAGAAGUGCAUUACGUAUCGCAGAGAGUGUUUAACUUAUUGGUUUGAUCGUGUUGGAUAUUUUAUUAAUAGUUUUUAGCUUAGUGUAUUAUUAAGACAUUUAGUGUAUCUCUAGUGCGUUAAGUUAAGUCAUUAGUUAUUUAACAAUAUGCCUCAUAAAAAGAUAGGAAUCAAAGGGCUGGGAUUGAAUAGCCAAGCAAAGGCAAUCAUUUAUAAUGUUACUACAUUUAUGGAACAAGAGGCAGCACAUUUCAAAACAACCGAAAACCUGUUAAUACCUUUAAGUAAAUUGACGGAUAGGAUUCUAGCAGCGACGGGUAUAAGCAAAAACACCUUAACCAAAAUAAGAAAAGAAGGUAGAGACGUAAAUAAAAAUGGAGCGACUAGUUUAUCUUUUAAAAGUCCAAAAAGAAAACGUUGUCGUUCCAAAAAAAUUGAAUUGAGCAGUGGACAAGUGAAAACCAUCAAAAAUAUUAUAUACGACUUCUACACCAUCGAGAAAAGAUCCCUACAAUUAAUGGUAAAUAGUUUAAAAGUUAAAAAACUAUUAGUUAAUGGGAAAUUGAUACCUAUAUUUUUUCUGGUAAAUAAAAUAGAGUAAGUAAAAUUAUAAAACAAUUGUUUGUACCCGUUUAGAACGAAAUAAAAGUUUUUUCGUAAACACACUGAUAUAGAUGCAUUUUUAACAAAAAUGGUAGAUAGAUACAAUUCUUUUACAAUUUUAUUUACUUAAAGUAUAAAAGAAGAUUUACUUUCCAAAUAUUUUAACGAUUUCUAUUUAUUUAAGGUAUCUAUCAAAAACUAAAGAACAAACAAAUGGACUUUCCAGGGUCAAAGGAAACAUUAAGGAAAACGAUAAUUGGAUUAGGCUUUAGGUAACAUAGUAAAAGUAAUUAUUCAGCUUAAAAAAUAAAAUUGUAUAAUGGAUAAUGUAUUUUAAGUUGAUAUUUUGUUGACAUCGUUUUAGUUCAACUUUCUACAAUUUACAGUUAUGAAGAAUGUUUUUUCAAAAGUACCAAGUAUUUAUAAUCGAUAAUUUGUUUAGAUUUCGAUUUCCGAAAAACUUCAAAUUCCGGAAUAGAUAUCUUAGAACCAUCCGAAGAAUCGUAAUUAAAACUUUGUUUAGAAUCAUUGUUUA